This is a messenger RNA of Pimephales promelas (fathead minnow), 2212 nucleotides long. Its product is annotated as galanin receptor 2b. NCBI's taxonomy places the organism in Eukaryota, Metazoa, Chordata, Actinopteri, Cypriniformes, Leuciscidae. Gene Ontology annotation, molecular function: G protein-coupled peptide receptor activity. Gene Ontology annotation, biological process: neuropeptide signaling pathway. The record is from RefSeq and is a predicted model, not a curated record. Gene Ontology annotation, cellular component: plasma membrane.
AGUUUAAAGAAAUUCUUUCUUUUUUUUUUUGUAUGUCAGUCAAUGGGCUCCAAUUAUGUUUUGAACCAGAUUCAUUGACUUUCAUUGUAUGGCCAAAACUUUCUUUAAAAUACAUUCUUUUGGGUUCCAAAGAUUCUGAAGUUUGGAAUGCCAUGAACAUAAGUAGAACUACAGUAUGACAGGCUUUUUCAUGUUUGGAUGGAAAUAAGGCUGUUCGCAGGGUGAAACAGAAUCGUGUGACAGAAAGAAACUACAGAGAAAAGUUGAAGGUUUUCUCUAUUGACUAAACUUGACGAUUCACUAAAUGAACAAAGCUCUGUUUAUAGGAGUUACGUUACUGCUGUCAGGUCAAAGGCCAUUUGACUUGCCUCUCCUGUUGUUGAAGUCUCCGUUGAAGCACGGAUAGCCACUCCAGAUCUUUUGAAUAAUCCCUUUGGAGUUCCGGAAGAUUGACGCUCUGAGUUUAUAGACAUUGAAUUUGUUACACAGAUCUUCAAGUUAGAAGAAGAGUACAGCAAUCCUUUGAAUACAUCUUCAGGCAAGUAAAACUGCCAUCAUUUUGGCUUCGGAUCUGCCAAGGAAAAGAGGAAAUAUAUCUAUGAAAAGACAAUUAAACAAUGAUUUCAAGCAAUAUUUCGAUUUCCUUGGAGAGAACUAAACCAAUAGCAGCAUUUCUGCUCUGUCAGUCAUGCUGCAAUCAUUAACUUUUGAUGCAUUCCAGAGCGUUUUAUCUCGACUACUGUUCUGGACAUCACUGCGUUCUCAGGCAAAACUACAGGAAUGCAUAAUGAUGUACAUUGUAUAACCGAACUUGGUUUUUGAAACACUGGUCUGAGAAGCUUCGAAAGGGGACAUGUUUGUUAAACGUCCAGAUGCUUUUGCUGGAAGACUGAAACUUUCAAGUGAGUAAAAGUCUUUUUAAAGAUGCAUACAAAAAAAUAGAAGCAAUUACACUGAAAGUUAGUUUGUUACCAACUCUUGGACACUCCAAUAUGGCUGACGUGACUACUAAGUCAAACAGUUCCAGUCCUGGACCGAGUGAUGUUGAGCGAGUGUUAGUCCCAAUAUUUGACAGCUUUAUCCUGGUGACGGGGAUAGUGGGACACAUCCUGGUUCUCAUCAUCAUCAGUCGUACGAUGCGGCGAGGACGUGAAGGAAGGACAGGAGGACUCCAGCAAACAAAAGCAAACGGCACAGAUGUUCUCCUUCUGUCAUUAAGUGUGGCGGACCUUCUCCUACUUUCCUGUCUUCCAUAUCACACAGUUGCCAUUGCAACCCAUCACUGGCCAUUUGGAAGCUUUAUGUGCAAGUCAGUCAGCUUCCUGAGUGCGAUGUGUACAGCCGCGAGCGCCUUUACACUGGCCGCUUUGGCUUUUGCUCGAUACAUCAUCGUGGUUCACAAGUCAAAAGCGUAUCGGUGGCGCAGAGAGGGGCGUUUAACAGUGAUCGCAGGUGUACUGUGGAUACCAGCUGUUGUCUUGGCAUCACCUCAGUUCGCUUGGAGGACACUGGUUCCAGCUCGUGAGGACAUGGCAUGUUUUAAUUUCCCUUAUGGCAAGAGCCAUUUGGUAUAUGGAGUGUGCCACUUCCUUCUGGCUUUUGCGUUUCCGCUUUUGAUCAUUUUAAUAGCCUAUAUCAAGAUAUACCAUUUCCUCAAAGUCACUAGGCGGGAUCGCACAACUCAGACUGACCGUUUGGAGCACUACCAUGUGCAUGUCACCAAGACGUCUGCUCUGUUAGUGCUGGCGUUUGCCUUGUGCUGGCUGCCUUCCUAUGGCUUGAUGUUCGCUCAGAUAGUUGAGGGUGACAAUGACGUUGUUCUUUUACCUCGCUUUGGACCUUUUGCUACAUUUGCUCGCAUCAUGGCAACGUCUUCUACAGUGGCCAACCCCGUUCUUUAUGUUUUCAUGUCUGAGAAAUUCAGGAAGGAACUAAUGGAUCUGGUUCGAGGAGGCUGUGUAAACUGACCCUCCUAAAGCCAUAUAUGGGAUGGCGAAAUGACCUUAUAAGAAAUACAUGAUUUAAUCCAUAAUCUAUGUUGUUUACUUUAUUCAAUGACUGUGUACUGGCAUUAACAAUAAGUGUUUUGAUUUUUAAACAAACAUGUAGAACAUAUUCCAUGAGUGAUGCCACGUGACUACGUUUACAUGCAGCCAAUAACCCGUUCAAAACCGGGAUUAGCAAUAACCCGGUCGCGAACGGCCAUGUAAAC